CUUGAGUACAGCUCAACCCACAAAACAAGCCACUCCUCUAUUUUGCUGGAUAACCAGCCCCACCCCUACUUUCCAAGGUGCCAAAAAGCUAGCUGCAUCAAAGAUGUCUGUGGGAGAAGCUCUCAAGAAGGCCAUUCGCUCUGGUAACGUGGAGGAUUUAGAGGAAUCAAACUUCCAAAACUAUGGCCUGGAUAUAAACUCAGCACUGGGGAGUGAUGGUUAUUCUGCUCUGCAUUGGGCUUGUCACUAUGGAAGAGCAGAGGUGCUACAACGCUUGAUGGAGCUGGGUGCAGACAUCCACCAAUGCACGCAGCAGGGCUGGACAGGAGCGCACAUCUGUGCCAUCAGAGGUUGCACCACCUGCCUAAAUAUACUGUGUGGCACUGAUAUUGACUUAUUCAAGCCAGAUUCCAGAGGGUAUAUGUGUAUACACCUGGCUGCCGCUCAUGGAAAAACCAGUGCUCUACAGGCUCUCAUCAAAACUGGAGUGAAUUUGAAAGUCGUCGAUAAGCGAGGAUGGACCAUCUUACAUCAUGCUGCCUACCAUGGUCGUCUCAAUGUUCUCCAGGUUGUGGUGGGCCUGGGGCUAAAUGCCAAUGCCACUGAGAAUAAUGGCAACGCACCAGCACAUUUUGCAGCUAUGGAGGGCCAUCUAGAGUGUUUAAAACUGUUUGUGUACCAUAAUAACCAGCCUUUUGAAGUUAUUUCCAAACGAAACAAUGAUGGUGCAACUCCUAAAGACUUAGCCACUCAGUUUCAGAAGCAAGACUGCAUUGACUUUUUGGCUUCAGCUGAAAAUGAAGUUGAAAUAUUUGGGCAUGAAAAUACCGGUGAUGAGUUUCCUGGGCAUACUGCUGCUAGUGAAGGGAAUGUGCAACUGCUUGGAAUGCUACUCGUAGAGGGUCACUGCCAUGUCAACGACCAAGACAGCCACGGGUCCACUGCUGCUCACAAAGCCGCUGGAAACGGACAUUUGGACUGUUUGCAGCUACUGAUUGAUCAUGGAGCUAAUACCAACAUACAGAACAGCUCUGGAGACAGACCUAAGGAUGUUGCCAAAAGAUACGCUCAACUGGGUUGCUUGGGACUCCUCACGGCAACAGACAACGAUCCGUUGGACAAUGACUCAGAGGAUGAAAAGAUUGCUCAAAUAGUGGACACCCCCACUCCCCAGGCAGUCACUAGAGCUGGAGAGAAAGUGGAGGAGUUACAGCGACUUCUCAACAUGGCCAAGACUCACUACAGGCAACUAGGGGGAGAGCUACCUGAAGACAGGGAGCUGGAGCUCAUGAAAGUGGAGCACAGGAGUGAUAUGGAUGCAUUUGAGGCUGAGAUUGCUCGUGAGAGAGAGAGGAGAGAGGAGCUUGAGUCAGAGCUAGACCAGAUGAGGAAGCGACUCAGAGAGAGCCUUACUUUGAUUGAGCAUUACCAGUCCAUUGACUCCACUUCAUUCACGAGUGACUCUAUGAUCACUCUGACUGGCACCACUGAGCUAACUCCUGAGCAUAACCCUCGUCACAGUCAGCAUUCUAUUCGACCAAAGAGCAGGUCGUCAAUGAAGCCGGGACUAGGGGGAGCUUAUGUCAGAAUUGGACAUGUCUAGUUAGCGAACAAACCAUCAUUAUCAGAUUUUUCAACUCAACCCCUUAUUAAUUUUUGUUUCCACUUAGCAUUGCAUAAACAUUGUGAUAGUUCUGAUAA
Halichondria panicea is the source of this 1701-nucleotide messenger RNA. Its product is annotated as ankyrin repeat domain-containing protein 42-like. Gene Ontology annotation, biological process: regulation of barbed-end actin filament capping. Gene Ontology annotation, molecular function: protein binding. The coding region runs from base 104 to 1603 and encodes 499 amino acids. Gene Ontology annotation, cellular component: cytoplasm; nucleus. The record is from RefSeq and is a predicted model, not a curated record. The transcript is spliced from 11 exons. Lineage: Eukaryota; Metazoa; Porifera; Demospongiae; Suberitida; Halichondriidae.